AUGACGACCUCCUGCGUGGCCGCGUGCCUCGGCGCUGCCGGCGGCAUCGGCGAGUUUGCGCCGCUCGCUGUCGUCUCCUGCGCCUCGCUCCUCCUGUUCGCCAAGGCCACCGCUGCGCCAAAGCCGCCGCCGGGUGUCGGCCUUCCAGUCGUGCUGCUCGCCGCUACAUUCAUCGCUGCGCUGGUGCUGCCGGCCGAGCCCACCUCAAUCGCGCCCGAUGACAGCUCAACGGCGGCGGCCGCUGCUCACGACGAGGCGGCGGUUGAGGAGGAUCGCGAUCCGAGUGAGGGAGCCUCGCGCGCCCGCAAGAACCCUCUCCGGCGUGUCCUCUCCCGCCUUCGCGGCCGCACACCCGCCGAAACCGCGGCCCCGAGCGCCUAG
Messenger RNA from Emiliania huxleyi CCMP1516, 381 nucleotides. RefSeq lists its product as hypothetical. Bases 1 to 381 code for a protein of 126 amino acids. The record is from RefSeq and is a predicted model, not a curated record. The transcript is spliced from 2 exons. NCBI's taxonomy places the organism in Eukaryota, Haptophyta, Isochrysidales, Noelaerhabdaceae.